Messenger RNA from Serinus canaria (Common canary), 12300 nucleotides. RefSeq lists its product as uncharacterized. The coding region runs from base 1 to 11292 and encodes 3763 amino acids. The transcript is spliced from 70 exons. The record is from RefSeq and is a predicted model, not a curated record. Gene Ontology annotation, molecular function: lipid carrier activity. Gene Ontology annotation, biological process: lipid transport. NCBI's taxonomy places the organism in Eukaryota, Metazoa, Chordata, Aves, Passeriformes, Fringillidae.
AUGGCCACAGGGUUGCUCGCCAUCAUUUUACUCUGUGCUGUUGUGGCUGGAGCUUCAGGGAGAUCCUCAGAGAGGUUAAGUUAUGGAGCUUCCUGUUUUGCAGAAUGCGCAGGACACAGUGCAUCAUACUUCCCCAAAAGAGGUAGAUACAGCUACAGGUAUUCAGCAGUCACCAACACAUUCCUGCAGGGAAAUAGUUACAAAAGCAGUGGCAUCUCUCUGGAGAGCACAGUGAUCAUUGAAGUAUUGGGGAAUUGCCAGAUGGUUUUGAAAGUGCAAGAUGUACAGAUUAAGAAAAGUUUUGCAUCCAGAGAGGAGUCUGUGAUGGAAAUGGACCGUCUAAGGGAAAUACUAGAACAGCAUCCUCUUCGUUUUUCUUUCCAUGAUGGGAAAGUUCUGAAGCUCUGUCCUGUGAGGAGUGAGCAGACCUGGGCACUGAACAUCAAGCGAGGCAUUCUCAGUGUCCUGCAGACAGUGCCAGAAUUCUCUGCUGGUGCUGUUGUUGAGGAGGUGGAUGUCCUGGGAAUAUGCCCAACCAGGUAUCAGCGAAAUGGUCCAGUUCUUGUAAAGACAAGGGACCUAAACCUCUGCUCCCAUCGCUCUUCUGGUUUGACUUCUGUGCAGUCUGUUGUUCUUCCUCAUGUGUCAUCUGAACAGCAGAUUCUGUCCUCCCAGCUGGAAUGUGUCCAGAGCAUUAGGGAUGGGGUCCUGGAGGAGGCCACAUGUACCGAGUCCGACCGCGUGACACUGUUCCCUCAGCAGGGCAGUGGGGCAGAGACACAGAUCCGGUCUGCACUCAAACUCAUGCACGUGGAAACAGAGACACUCUACAAUAAAGGGGACUCUGAGGAUCUGUAUGUGACUGACAUUCUCUAUGAAAGGGAGACUGCAGACCUUUUAAUGAGUCUCGUGUUUGAGCUUCGGCACCUUUCUCUUGAGGCCUUAACAGCACUAUGGCAAAGAUCAUCAUUUAAGUGCAGAGACAAUUGGCAACCGUUAAUAGAUGCUCUCCCAUCUUGUGCCACAGAGGCAUGUGUUGUCCUAAUGAAAGACCUCAUAGCUUCUGGAGAAGUUGAGGAAGACAAAGUAGAACAUUUCUUCUGGUCAUUUGCAUUCAUUCCUAAUCCCACCUCGGGCAUGAUUGAAUCUCUUGCUCCUUUGCUGAAGUCACCUAGAGCAAGCCAGAGCUGCUUCUUGGGAGUAACUGCUCUUGUACAUAGGUUUUGUUCAGCUCACAGCUCCUGUGGUGUUGUACCUGCUGUGCAGAGUGUGAUGAGGACUCUUGGGAAAUUUUUGGGAGGAAACUGUACCGUGCAAGAUUCAGAACAUCUUAGCAAGAUGCAGCUGGUGUUGAAAGCCAUCGGGAACGCGGGACUGGCAGCGGCUCCGCUGGCUCCUGCUCUGAGCUCGUGCGCUGCCCUCAGGAGCCAUCCCAUGGAAAUCCGCCUUGCUGCUGUCCAGGCCUUCCGGCGCAUUCCCUGCUCGCACAGGAAUGCUAUAUUAGUUCAGCUGUAUCAAGCAACCAGCGAAGAUGUGGAAAUAAGAAUUGCUGCUUAUUAUGUAGCAAUGAAAUGUCCACAUGAAGGGUUAUUUAAACAAGUACAAAAGACUUUGCUGAAAGAAACAUCCAGCCAAGUGGGCUCCUUUGUUUGGAGUCAUCUCUCUCAGCUCCUGGAGACAGAUGACCCAUUGAAGGAGCACCUUCGAGAUGCUAUUCCUGAUGAAAUCCUUAGCAAAGAUUUUGACUGGGAGACAUGGAAAUACUCCUCAUACUCUGAUGUCACAUUUCACUCAGCUGGUGCAGGUGCAAAUAUGGAAGCAUCAGUGGUCUUUUCUCCUACAUCUUUUCUACCACGAUCAGUCAUGACAAAUUUGACUGUUCACUUCAUGGGACAGGCUAUAAAUCUCCUGGAGGUUGGUGUACGAUUGGAGAAUGCUGAAACUCUCAUAGAGAAGGGUUUUGGGCCGAAAUCUUCUACUUUCAGUGGCUAUUUUUUUGGAAACACUAAUGAAGGAAACCACAAGUCAGAAACUCCAGUGGAAGCAGCAGAGAAAGUCAAGCAGAAGAAUCCGACUUUGAAGCAAUAUAACCCCGCUGAUCAUCUUUUCACUGAGAGAACAGUAAGAAAGGAGGCAUUGAAAUGUGAGCUAAGCAUGAAAAUCUUUGGAAAUGAACUUAGCUUCUUAGAUUGUGAAGAUUUAAGAAAACAAAUGAAACAUUAUUCCUUAAAUCUGGCUGAGUUGGCUGUCAAACUUCUGAAGGGGCAGGAGGUCCAGUUUAAUAAAAGGAUGAGCUUGGCCACUGAAGAGCUCCAGUUUCCAGCAGUUUCAGGCUUUCCUGUUCAACUGGCAGUCAAUGCCUCAGCAGCAAUCAACAUGAAAAUAAAAGGGAAUGCCGAUUUCAAACAACAGUCCAAUUUCUUUCUAAAUGGAUAUAUCAAGCCAAGUGCAUUUGUUCAGCUUUCUGUCCAAAUGGGAAUUGUGGGGACUCUGGGACAAGCUGGCCUAAAGUGGUUAACAGGAAUGAGGACAUCUACUAGUCUUGAUGGAGGAAUCCAGGUGAAGAAAGGGAAAGAGCUCAAAGUUUUCUUGAACACUCCAGAAGACUCUAUGGAGAUAAUUAAUUUCAGCUCUAAACUCUACUUCAGAAUGGUGGAUGAAGCAGAAGAUAUAGAUGUCUUCCAAGACCACACAGAAACUAGAUCCUGCACUAGGAAGGAAGUAUCUGAGAUUAUUGGCUGGCAGCUGUGUUCUGAAAUGUCCUAUCCUGACCCAGCCAGUGGUUUGGUUUUCCCCCUCAGUGGACCUUUGAGAGUGGCUGUGACAUUAACUAAGCAAGACAGAGGCCUGCAGCAGUAUGUGGUGGAAGCUGCCUAUAACCACAUAGCUCAGGAGAAUUCAUGGAUCCCUAGUGAAGCUGUCUUUCACUUCUUCCUUGGGACUCCAAAGUCAGACGUGAAAAGAGAUGUUGGUGUUGACCUAAGUUUUAGUGUCCCACAGAAGAAAUUCAGAAUCCAAUUUAUGCAACCCAAGAAAAAAAUUGAGAUCGAUGGGAGGAUGGAAUUUUCUAAAAAUUCCCGAGUUGGACACCUGGAGCUGAUAGUGGAUGACCAAGAUGUGUAUUACAUUAAGGGAAUGGCAGAUUUGCAGAUGCUGAGUGGAGAGCAGAGAUACGUGACCCAGCUGGAGGUAAAGCUGAUAAAGCAAAGCAGUCCUAUCAUUUUGUCAGGAAACAUCACUAAACAGCUUGGCAAGAAGAUAGCUUUUUCAGUAUCUCUGAAUAAUUUGUUGAAGGAAGCUGCCUUUCUUUCAGCACUUCUGGAGAAAAAGGUUGAUGAUAAGCUGAGACAAUACUCCUUGGAAGGGGAGGCUCACCUUCCAGGAGUUCUUGGAGUUCACGCCGUCGCUCUUCUCCAGCAGCGUGAGGGACUGUGGUCUCAUGGUCUGCAGAUAAAAUAUGGACUCCUAGGAGAGGCAAAAACCCCUUGCCACAAGUGCAGCACGCAGCAGAAAGUUCAAGUGGAGCUGGGUGCCCGGGGCUUCUACAGGCUGGAGCUGGGCCAUGAGUUUCACUGUGUGCAGGCUCCCACCUACAGCCACCAGGUUCACCUGAAACAUGAAGUGACUGCAUCUUGGAUUUCCUCCCAGAUGGAAGUGAACUAUGGGAAACAUUGGGAUGAAAUAAACAACAAGAAGAAAGUGCUGGUCAGCCAAGCCUUUAAGAACAGUUCUAGUUCAUCUGUAGUCAGCUAUUUCAUGGAGUUUACCAUGCAAGUCCUGGAAAAACAGAUGAAUUAUAGAACCCAGCUGCAGCACUUGCACACCUCUCAGGUGUAUUUGCAGAGCAGCACCAACUUUGAGGUGCAGUAUAAUGACCAUGUACCAUUUGUGGCUGGGCUGCAGUGGAAGGAUGCAUCCAGAAAUGGCCUGAAGAAGUGGGAAGGUGGGUUCAAUAUAGACACCCCAUGGCUCUACCUGUACACAGCUCACAAACUGCACCAGCCUCAGCAUUCUGCUUACUUACUGACAUCCCAGCUGACAGCUGGAAAAGCUCUCUCCAUUAAAGACCUUGUCCUGGAACUAUUCUGUAAUGAUCAAGGCAAUGAGAAGGAAGGAAGAGUUCACAUUUACACCCCAGCUACCACAUACCUGCAGGCAUCCACAGUUAAUUAUCUUGGGAGGAAUGUUCUGCAUAGCUAUAGUGAAAUGAACUCUCUGUGGAAUCAGCUUGUGAAGAAUGAGAUUCAUUUGGAGAAUAAUGAACGAGCCAAACUUCUCUGCUUUAAGAUAAAGAGUACAAAACAGGAAUUGAACUUCACAGCCAGCUAUCAGAAUCUGCCAACGCCUAAGAAGACAAACUUUUCUGUGAAGAUUGAAUGGAGAGAUUAUCAAAGUCUGCCUGUUAUACUGCAGUGUGAAGGUCAGAUAAAAGAGCUGAGGAAGGAGAAGAUGCUUUAUCAAAAACGUGCAACCCUUCAUUUCAGGCAUCCUUUUAAAGUGCCUUUUCUGCAGAGCUUCUUUCUGCAGGAGACAUUUACUGUUGACAAAAAGCAAAAGCACUAUUUCAUGGAAACAAGAGUUUUGAUAAAUGGAGUGGAGGAAACAGUUCAGACUCUCAUACUUGGUUACCAACCUGAAAACCCCUAUAUUUGUGCUGGCUUAAUUCAUCCUUACAACUACAGGAUGUUUCCCAAAGAUGUUGAAAUGUGCAUUUUAACUCUAAGUCAUCAAAAUGUGAAGCAUGAGCUUGAGACUGUCUUAAAGGUGAAUAAGGAAGAUGUUCUCAGUUUUCUAGGGAGGUAUCAGGACAAAUCCAGUGAGGCAGAUUUUAGACAUCUUGUACACUUGGAUGUGACACACUCAUUCCAGCUUGAGUUUCCACAAGCAAUGGCCCUAAGUGGGGAGCUGUUUUCCAGGCAGACUAAACUGGAACACUUAGACUGUGGUGUGAGUGUAAAAGUCAUCAUCAACAAGAACAUGUCUUCACAGGCCCAGGCAGCCCUGAAGAGUUAUGGUGAAAAUAAUGUCAAUGGCUCCCUUCACCUUCAUUCCAAUGGAAGGGAAAUGCUGAUGCUGGAGGUCGAUGUGAACAAUGAAAAGAGGAGGAAUGCCAGAAUUGUUGAACUGAGGGCUUUCCUCCAUCAGACAGUCCUGACAAAUCCAGAAUCACUACAGUUCCAGCUCAUGGGCAAAAUAUUUCCAUCAAGAUUUCUAUUGUCUUCUGACUUGAAGCUUAAUGAAAAUAGACUUCACAUGGAUUUCAUGGGAGCCAGGGAGCAGAAAGUUGGUUUUGUUUUGUCCCUAAAUGGAAGAGUCCAACACACUUUUACUGGAUUAAAGGCCAUUCCUCAUCUCCUUUCUCUGGAUGGAUUACUGAAGUGCAAAAACAACGUGCAUGAUGGUAACAUCAAUGUGAUGGUCAAUAAAAGACUGUAUGGACUGCAUGUGAGGAACAGGAAUGUGUUUGGGAAUACCACUGUGCACAAUCUCACUGUUGCCAUGGUUCAGAAUGGCAGUCAGGCAAUCCCAGGGGAGGCAAGACUGAAAGGACACCUGGAACUGAGUAAAGAGAAGAAAAGGGGGCUGGCUAGCUUCCAGGUGGAUGAGAAGGCUCUUUCUGUAGAUUUUGUCAGUAUCAUGGAUCGUGGGCACGGCAGAGUCAGUGGGACUUUCACACAUAAUGUCGACUUAUUAAAAAAUGCAGGGUUGCCUUUGGAUGGCAUUCUUACUGCUGUGUGUGAGCAUGGCACAGGAAAUCACACCAUCGCCAUAGCCCUGCAGAGUGGCAGUGAAAGGUUGGUUGCUGUGUUUGAGGGGCACAGAGUGGCCACAGAGCCUCCAACAUCCCAGCUGUCUGUGAGCUUAAAGCACAACAUCUCAAAGAUAAAGAAACGUGGCAUCCCUUUUGUUUUAGAAGCUGCUGGCUAUUAUGAGAAUUUCUCCAGAAAGAUUGCUGCAGGGAUAACAACCAUAGUGGAGGCAGAGCAGCUCAAGAUUGAAAUAGCAAAGAAAACCACUGACACUGCUAUGGAAAUUUCUCUUUCAAUUCACCAUGAUGUGGGAGGACUGAUGGACAUUGUUCCACAUACUCCAGCAAGAGUUUCACUGAAUGGGUCAAUAUUUACCAGCAACUUCACUGUCAUCCUCUUUGGACAUAUUUCUUUUCACAACAUAUUUGCCUGCCUACAACUCUAUGCCACCAGUAACAUCCAUCCUCAUUUAGAAAUUGACUUCCAGCAUUCUUUGCCUUUACUUCAUUCUCUGGGAAUUGCCAGAGAGAACCAACUGAAGGUGUCAGCCAUGAGAAGUGACAAGUACAAGGGCAUCCUUGGAAUUGUCCUUGGGCCUUGCAUUUUGGAAGCUGAUGGGGAACUGAGCCUGGCAGGCAAUGAGACAGGAUGGGGGAUGGGGUUGCCUCGUGCUGCAGUCUUGGGGGGCUCAUUUCAACAGAACAUCUGCAACGUGGGCUUGUUAAUGAACCUUCAGUGUGAUGGCAGAGCAGUGGAUGUGCAGAUAGACACCUCCUGCCAGCAUGAAUACACACUCCAAGGGAUGCUCAAGCAUUCAUUUCCUUGGCUCAGCCAGAUUGGGCUGCCUUUUGAAAACUCAGUGCUGUUCUCUGCAGCCACAGACUCCACCACAGAGGGCAUUUUCCUGCUGCAGGCUGGCACAUGCAGACUGAGGGCUAGAGGGGAUCUCCAUAUUCAGAGUAAAGCUUACUGGACACUGGAAACAGAAACAGAAUGUCAACUUCUGCAGGAUCUCAGUUUCCCAACUCAGUCACGGCUCACAGGAUCUAUUCAGAAAGACAAAUGCCAGGCAGAGCUGCUCUCUGUCCUGGAAACAGAAGGCAAAACUGCCCAUCUUGAAGUGAGAGCAGAGUGCAAGCCAAAGAUGGCUCUGGAAAUUCAGUUCAGGCACGACCUCCCCCAGCUGAGGGAAAUCCCAAGGGAAAAUGAGCUAUCCAUCACUGCACGGAAACACUUAAAAUAUCUUAUUGGAGUUGGAAUGAAACUGGGUGCGUGUGAGCUUCACAUGAAUGGGGACUUUGACCCCGAAAAGAACCUGCAGUGGAAAAUGCUUAUAGAAAACAAAUGCCAAACAAUUCAGGAUCUUGGAGCACCAAUGAAAAUUGAUGGCUCAGGCUAUCUUUUGAUGGAUAAAAUGAGCCUAGAUUCACAGACACUGAUCACUGUUGAUGAAAGUAAAUUCCGAGGACUCUUUAUACUAAAAGUCACUGAUGAAAGGCAAGAGCUGGAUGCAGUACUAACCCAUAACAUCCAAAGAGCUGCUGACAGUGGCAUUCCCAUGAAGAUGUUACUUGAUGUGAUAUCAGAAAAAAACAGUGACUUCUAUAAAGGAUUUAUUAAUUUCUGUGUGAACAACAAGCAAAUUACAGAAGAACUGAACUUUGUCCAGAAGUUGGAUGUUGUGUCUCUUAACUACAAACUUACUCAUAACAUAGACACAUUGAAGACUUUGCAAAUAAAAGACAGGAUUGAGUUACAGGCUAUCUUGAACCUCAAAGUCACCAGGAGCUUUAGUUUGCAAGUGCUUUAUGGUGCUCACCUAACAGUUCUUGAAGGACAAAUUGAGGAGUUUGAAACAAGUACCAACAUAACAGGGAAUUUUCAUCACUCUUUGCCAUGGCUGCUACAAGCCAGAGUCCCAUCAUCUCUACAGAUAGAUGUGGUUUUUCAAGGGAGAAACACUACUCAAGAGAGAUAUGUGCACAUUGCAGCUGGAGAAACAUCAAUCACAUACAUCAUAAACUCCUAUUAUGUUGGCCACCAAGUGGAUGUGUUCUGCCAGAGUGUGCACAGCAGUGAGGUACUCCAGGCAUCUGGCUAUCCUAAGGCAAUCAACUUGAUUUUCAGUUUACAGAAAUCAGAAAACAAAGCCAAGACUGUCUGUGAAAUCCAGUAUGAUGAGAAAGAUAUAACUGUGACUGUGGAUGUUGACACAGACUUUGAACCCUUUGGCAUAUUUGUGUUCAUGGCAGAGGUAAAUUAUGAUAUGAGUGAAGCAAAAGGCAAGCUCUACCUCAGGAUGGAAAAAAGGGAUUUCAACGUUUCAGCAAAGCUAACUUUGACUGGAAGCAGCUACACUAAUGCCAUUGAAGUGGCACAGACCAUGGCCCAGUUAAAAAUUCUUCCAAGGCAGCUUGUGUUUAUGACAAUUUACCAAAAAGGCAACAGAACUCAUCUGCUGAGGCACAUUGCCCUGUGGGAUGGCAAAGAGAUAAAGCUAACAGGCACUUACACUGGACUCUUCCCAAAGCUGUCUGGAGGCCAUGGCAUUCAGGUGGAACUUCUCCAUCCUCUCUCCAUCCCUUUUCCACGGCAUGUCUGGGCCAACUUAUAUGUGAAACAUUCAGCACGCAGUCACCAGGAUGUCCUUACUGUCAUUUGGAACGAGAAGGACAAGGUACAGUGGCCCAGAGCAAAUAAAUUGGUAUUCAGGAGUAAAAGACAGAGCAGUUCUCUUUUGAAUUCAAGCCACAAAAAUUGUUCUAAUUUUACUAUUAAUUUGCCUCACUUCUUCAGGAAGGACUUUAUUGUGCACAUAAUUGAUCUGAGGACAAGGUACACGGAAAUCUUACUGGGUGCAUGUUUGAGGUCAGUAUGUGAGUGGUGUUUUAUUUCACAAGUUCCUUUUCCAUCUAUUGAUGUGGCUCAGAUAUCAGUGUCAUCUUCUCUGAAGAUUGGAAGGCACCGGACAAGCUACAGAGCCACUGUUGCCCACCCAUUUAAUUACACUCUGAAGGAACUGGAGGUGCAUUCCCUGUCAGAAAGAAGGGGCAGAAAGUACAACCAGCAGCUGCAGGUCUCAGGGAAUGCUGGGCAGCCUGCUCACCUCCAGCUGGGGCUGGAGGAUAAAUCCAAGAUGGACAUCACUGCCUGGGGUGGCUGUGUGACACUCUCUGCAGGCCAGCUUCAGAGAAUAUUAAGCAUGGAACACCUGCAUGCAUGUGGGUCUCUAGAGCAAAGACCAACAUUGUUUAAUGAAUACCUAGAUCUGAAGUGGGAUGACAAAAAAUUCAAACACAAUUUCACGUACGAGAGAAAUCAACUCUUGUAUCCUGAUAAGUUUCAGUUAGAAGCUGUUCUGGAAAAUAUUUUCCUGACCCCAUGUGCCAAACAGAAGAUUCUGGGUAAAACAGAAACCAACUACUACUCUUUCCUGGAUUACUAUUCGAGCUUUGAGUUCUGUGACCUUCCAAAUGUAAUUGUUUUAUCUGGAAAGCACCAGCUCAACAAAGAUGACAUCAUUUUGCUGUCAGAGGGCAGAUUCUUCCGCCUUGCUGAUCAUGGGAGAGAUGAGGGGUUGAUUGGAAUAUCCAUAAAGAAUCAGAGCACUGCUGAUGUGAAGAACUAUUCUCUGGAAAUUGAAUUAAGAGCCUUUGAAGAUAUUUGGCUAGGCCUGACAGGAACUGCUGCUUCCUCAUCUGUCCAGAGCCAAAUCCUGGUGGAGGGGAUUAUUGAUCAGAAAGAGAAAGUAAAAGUAGCUGCUUCAAAAGGAAAGGAGUGCUUUCAGUACUACAUGGGGUAUCUGCAAGGGGAUUUGGAAGAAGGAGUGGAAGUCAGUGCUUGUUCUGAUGGGAAGCAGAUGGCUGCCAUUAACACCUAUCUCAGCAUCAAUGGUAAAAGGCAGGAAAACGUGGGACAAGUAACUCUAGCAGCUGCUAAUGGAAGCUUGAGUUUUCUGGCCCAUGGAUGUGGGGAGCCGGUUCUUAAGGCUGAGAACAAACUUAAUGAAAUUGGGAGCCUUUUGAAAGCCACACUGAAUGAGAAGAUAAAGAAGUUUGAUGGAUACCUGUGGAGAUUCAGGAGAUCAGUGCAGCGUGUUGUUUUCCUGUCUGAAGCAGCUGGCUGGCCUUCAAUGGCUUUGCAAAGGGCAGCAGGAUUCCUGCAAAAUGGGGCUACAGCUGUCACCCAGAUGUGGAAGCAAAGUGGAAUUGGGCACAUUCUGAGAAGCAAGAUUCCACUUUACCUGGAGAAAAUUCAAGAUGUUGUCCAGCAAAUGCAGAAUGAAUUACAAAGGCCAUUAGCAACUUUGAAAGAUGCUUACUACGAUGUAACCUUGAAGCCACUGGAUGAAGUCUGGAAAGAGAAGACAGAAGAGCACAUGAAGAAAAUCCUGGCUUUCUUACCCAAGAUUGUAAAAGAUGUGUGGCUAAUGGAACCAAUUCAGAUGGCAUUACAGGUUGUGAAAGCAGGCUUGGAUAUGGCUACCCAGCAGAUGCUCAGGUGGGCAGAGGCCACGUUUUCCAGAGCUGUGAGCAAGAUCCGGAAGCCCUUACUGAACCUGUACAGUUUUUCACCCAGGAACUGUUCAGUGGCAGGAAAGCUGCCAGUACUACCUAAAGCAGACCUGUCCCUGCAGCUGGCAAAUGUUACCACUUACCUCAUUGGAGAAAAACUAAUGAGGCCUCUGCAAGACCUCUACAAUCUCAACAUACUUGCAGAGUACUAUAGAAUCAAAAGGAGGAUGAUGGAGAGCCCCUUUGAAUAUCAUGCUAUGUUAGUGGGGACCAAGCAUCUUGUGACUUUUGAUGGAAAAAUGUAUGAUUUGGCAUCAAAGUGCAGUGUACUUCUUGCCAAGGAUUUUGUUCACAGUGCUUUCACUGUGAUACUAAAUGAGGAAACUAGGAACUCAAGAUCCCUGUAUGUGGAGAUGAAUCAGACUGUGAUCACUAUCCACCCACAACUGAAGAUAUCCAAGAUGUAUAACUUCUCCUCUGUGGAAGAGAACUGCCAAGCCCUGGAUCAAUCCCUUGAAAACAGUACGAUGAAUUCAAGGCAAGGAACCAACAAAAUAGAAGUAUCUGAUCAGAAAGGAGUUUCUGUCUCUUGUGACUUUCAGUAUGAUCUCUGUACUGUCACUCUGGCUGGGUGGCACCAUGGUGUUUCAGCUGGGCUUUUUGGUACCAAUGAUAAUGAAGCUGGAAACGAAUGGAUGGUACCUAAUGGUUCCUUCACUGACAACGUGAAAGAGUUCACCCAGAGCUGGCAGGUGAAUAAGUGCAGUCUUGUACAGAAGAAAGAGAAGCCAUGUUCAAUUACAGCUAAGCAAAACAUCUGCAAAGUGUUCUUUGAAGAACCACAUUCACUUCUUAGGAACUGCUUCAAAGUUGUGGAGCCCAAGCCAUUCUACACCAUGUGUACACAGGACACCUGUGACUCCCCAGCCUUGGGGGCUGCCUGCAGCUUAGCAGCAGCUUUUGUUCAUUUGUGCAACAGGAAUUUUGUCCCUGUGCAAAUCCCUCCACAGUGCUCGAGCCAGUUCUGAAUGGCAGAUAGCAGCCCUGAAGAUUGAAGAACCCUUUCAGUACCCAAAACAGAACAGUUAUUUUAGGCAGACAAGCUAGAGGCAAGAACAGGGAGAGAACAGUAGAAGUGUGAAUGCAUUAGUGUUAACUGUGAAUAUAGUGAAGUAUAUAUAGUUUAAAAGGAAAGCUUUCCACUCAGAACCCCUGAGGGCAAGAGGAAUUAUUUCAGUAUAUUGACAAGAAACUACAAUCAACCAAAAGAAAUCAGACCAGAAAGUAUCAAUUACUCUAAAAAAAAUUCUUCCAUUCAGUGGUGAAAUUGCCUCUCCAAAAGCCUUGAACCAUAGCACAAAUACACUGAAAAGCUGAGAAAAGCUCUCUUCCAGCUCAGAUUAGUACAAAUGGACUACUUUGUAAAAGCAGCAUCAUCAGCUUGGAGUCAGCAGAGAUGCUGACUUCUUUUUUCUCCAGAAAUGAAACUCCACCGUUCAGCGGUUCUGGAGAAAGUUAUCUAUCUUUUCCAGGGAAGUGGUCCAACACACAAGAAGGCUAUGAUAGAAAUAAGAUGGGUAAAUAAUGAAAAGCAGUUAAUAAAAAAAAAAGCAGUUUCUCAUCUUUAUGCUGGUUGAUUUUUCCCUUAUUAGUGUACACACUGUUAAAUGAGAAACAGCCCUCUUGGUUUCUGUGCACCAGUUUCACAUUUUCCCUUUGUGUCUUUAGAAACCUCUUGUCAGCAGUCAGUUGAUGUGUUGGGAAAAGGUGACCAAUAUCUGCCCUACCCAUGAAGUAACCUUAGGGUGUUAUAGUUAAUGUUGGGUGAGUGUCUCACCUCUUAAAUCCCUUUCUGUAUUGUAGGUCACUUAAUUUAAAAAUUGCAUCACCUUUCUCCACACAGUGCCUGGAAUGCAGCUAUUCACUGGUGAAAGGUAAUGCUGCAAAUGCAAUGCUUGUGUAAUGUGCAAACAUUGAGAUAAUGGUGUUUCAUACUAUGACAUCAUGCUAAUAAACAUCUGACUGCCUCAUUUUUA